AUGGAUCUAGACUGGGAAGUCAAUAAACAUCCCUGGGUGGGUGAAAGUACUUGGGGCCCACUCAGUACUCUCUUACAGGGUCCAGUGCUUGGCGGCAGUUGGAAUGGAAAGGGAGCUGGAUUUGUCUGGAUGGAGGUAAAUGACAUGGUGUUCUAUGGAUGCUACAUAUCACCUAACUCAACAAUGGGGGAUUUCAAUGCAAAACCUCCAUUACGGGGAUCUAAAGCAACAAACGAAAGAGAGCUCUUCCCAGCAGCCACACAUGACGAUUGGCCAGAAGUAAUAGAAUUAGGAGAGUUUCAAAGCUUCACAGCUGCAGGAGUUCUAUGUAUCAGCAAACGCAUCAAAGAAGGAAAAGCUGCUGGGCCUGAUCAAAUUCCUCCUGAGAUAGUCAAGAGAUUUGGAGAGAAUCAUGUUGAAAACAUUCAACUGAUAUUUUGUUAUGUUGCAGACAGUGCCUGGCAAGACAGCAAGAUUCCUUCUAGAGAUAAUGAUAAGACUACAGGAAGGAAUAAUAUACGAAGGAAUUCGACAACAAAAACCUUUCUCAAGAAACAUGUUCAAGAAUAUUGCAAUAACACAACCAUUCAUGGGUUGAAAUAUAUUGGGGAGCCUGGCAGACACAUUUCAGAAAGGACUUGGUGGCUGAUAGUAUUCUUGCUGAUGAUGGCUGGCAGUGCCUACGUGAUUCACAAAGUCUGGAGGAAGUGGCAGGACUCCCCAGUAAUUGUAUCCUUCGCUGAGACUUCAACUCCUGUUUGGCAAAUUCCUUUCCCAGCAGUCACCAUCUGUAGUGAGGCCAAGUCACAGAAUAAACUGUUCAACAUUACUGAAGCCAUAUACAAGAACAUCACAGAUCCAAGGGAACAAAAAAAGUUGGAUGCCGUUUCACUUGUCUGCGAUAACCAUGUAAACGCUGCAUCUCCAAAUAAAUUCAUUGAUGACGAAGGAGUUAACAUUAUAAGUGAUGUAGCUCCUACCAUAUCAAGUGUAUUGUUCCUCUGCCGUUGGAAAUUAGGAGCAGUGCAAAAUUGCUCGGAACUGUUUGUGCCUGUGAUCACUGAGGAAGGACAGUGUUUCUCAUUCAAUAUUCUACACAACUUUGACACCCACAGACAGGACAUAGUACAAACUAAAAGCAGUUCCCAAGCCACAGUAGUUAGCCAGUUCUGGACUCUAGGAGGGGGAUACGAUCCCAGCGCACCUCUGGAUGUAUAUCCUAAGAGGGCUUUGGGAGCUGGAGCAAAAUCAGGACUUUUCAUAGUACUCCGAUCUUACUCAUGGGAUCUUGAUUACUACUGCAGAGGACCUGUGCAAGGCUUCAAGAUAAAACUACACAACCCAGCUGAGGUGCCUCAGAUUGGGGAGAGUUACUUCCGAGUUCCACUGGACAGCGAGAUCGUACUCUCUGUGAAAGCCAACAUGAUGACGACCAGUGAGUCCUUACAGAACUACAACCCCAACAAGAGGCAGUGUUUCUUUCCUUACGAAAGGCAUCUAAAAUACUUCAAGGUCUACACUCAGAACAACUGCCAGCUUGAGUGUUUGACAAAUUUCACAAUGAAUCACUGCAAGUGUGCAAAGUUCAACAUGCCACGGUUUCCAAACACCCCAAUCUGUGGAGCUGGAUUGAAAAACUGUACUGUCAAAGCACUUGAUAAUCUGAAUAUCCAGCAAAUACGGCAAGCAAUGGAUGAACUAAAUCUAGAAGGCACCUGCAACUGCUUGCCUUCCUGUACAUCCAUUCAGUACGAUGCAGAGACCUCUCAGGCGACAUUCGACUACAAGGCACUUUUUGGAGCUUACAGGGAAAAUGAAACAGAUCCAGAUGUGUUUGGGGUGCGUCUGUCUCGUGUGUCCAUUUACUUCAAGGAGUCUCAGUUCAUCACCAGUCGCCGAAGUGAACUCAUCGGAUAUGCUGACUUUCUCAGUCAGUGUGGAGGACUUCUUGGAUUGUUCAGUGGCUUUAGUAUACAAAGUCUUAUUGAGAUAAUUUACUAUGUUACUCUUCGACUAUGGUACAAUAGAAAUAUCUUUUGAAUAUGUAAAACAAGUGUAGGUUUAUAAACUACGGUAAUCUUAUACAAAUAGGCAGAUUUAGCAUCCUACAAAAGUUCAGUAUAAACAAAAAGCACACAUCUUUUCACAUUUAAAGCAUGAAACACUUCAACAUAUAGCGUUGUAUUAUCAAAUAUGUUCUCAAUUAUAGAUUUCUGUACCUUGUAAAUUAUUGUAUUCUAUAAGUAGCUUUUUCAACAUUAAUUCUACAAUCACAUGCACCUUUGCAUGUACCUAUUUUUUGUAGACGUAUUAUUGAAUUUUAAAACUAAACUGAUAAAACUUAUUAUCAUAAUCUUUUUUUAAAUUUUCACUACUAUGUAUGUAUUCUUAGUCAUAUUUUUGGUCAUACUAAAUAUUUAAAAAAUGUUUGCUUUGUCAUACUAACAAGAUAUUAUAUACAGUAUUGACAAAAUUGGUGUAGAGUCUUCCUUUUACACAAGUGUGACCUCAUUGAUGUGCUGAAUAUUGUCACCAACGGAACUACUAAAUACUGCCGAAUAUUUCAGGUCCAACCCAAAACGUUUUGGUCUACAUUCUAUGUUAUAUCUAUUUAUAUGAAUUAUAUUUAUAAAUAUGUUUAUUCCUUUUCCACUCUGUGAAAUGGGUAUGAACUAACAUGGUAUCAGCAGAGUAACAUGGUAUAGAGGAGUCGGUUCUACUACAAUGCAACAAUGGUCACCUUCACUGUAGAAAAGAUUUGUAUAGCUUCAAUAGAUAAAUUUAGAAGGUAAAAUCUUUUGUUUUUAUGAAGCUAACAGAAGAUUGCUUAUGAUAAUA
This is a messenger RNA of Homalodisca vitripennis (glassy-winged sharpshooter), 2838 nucleotides long. RefSeq names its product pickpocket protein 28-like. The transcript is spliced from 14 exons. The record is from RefSeq and is a predicted model, not a curated record. Gene Ontology annotation, molecular function: ligand-gated sodium channel activity. Lineage: Eukaryota; Metazoa; Arthropoda; Insecta; Hemiptera; Cicadellidae. Gene Ontology annotation, biological process: sodium ion transmembrane transport. The coding region runs from base 1 to 2040 and encodes 679 amino acids. Gene Ontology annotation, cellular component: membrane.